AUGAGUAAGCGCAAGCUGAAGGAGAACUGUAGGGAGAGUGCUGAGCACGUGUCACAGGCACAGAAAAUUCUGCGUGAAAGAUUCUGUCCCCACUGUGCUACUGGAAAACUGUUUGCAAUGGAGCAGCAGUACAGACAUUUGCUGGAGCUGCUGAAGAGAACCAUACUGCAUGGAGAGAGUAAUUCUGCCCUCAUCAUUGGACCACGAGGAUCAGGGAAGACUGUGUUAUUAAAACAUGUCUUGAAAGACCUCCAGGAAAUGAAACAAGUUAGAGAGAACCUCUUGGAAGUUCACCUGAAUGGACUUCUGCAGACAAAUGACAGAGUGGCCCUGAAGGAGAUCACCAGGCAGCUGAAACUGGAAAACGUGGUUGGGGAUAAAGUCUUUGGCCUGUUUGAAAAUCUUGUUUUUUUUUUGCUUGAAGCUUUAAGGAAAGGAAAGAGAACCACCAGCUGCCCAGUCCUGUUUGUACUGGAUGAGUUUGACCUCUUUGUCCAUCACAAGAAUCAGACUCUUCUCUACAACCUCUUUGACAUCUCCCAGUCAGCACAGACUCCAGUAACAAUCAUUGGACUCACCUGCAGGCAGGAUAUCCUGGAGCUGUUGGAGAAGAGAGUGAAAUCAAGGUUCUCCCACCGACAGAUCUACCUGCUGAAUUCCUUUGAUUUCAGGCAGUACAUUAAGAUCUUUAAGGAACAGCUUUCUCUUCCUGCUCAGUUUCCCUCUGAGGCUUUUGCACAAAAAUGGAAUCAGAAUGUUCAGCAUCUCUCAGAGGACAAGGCUGUGAAGGAUGUGCUGCAGAACCUUUUCCACUGCACCAAAGAUCUGCACUCGCUGCGUAUGCUCCUGAUGUUGGCUGUGAGCACUGUGAGUGUGCAGCACCCUCUGAUCACUGCAGCAGAUCUUCAGGAGGCAAGCAAGCACCUCAGGAUGGACUCCAAAGCAACUAUUGUACAUGGUUUGUCUGUCCUGGAGAUCUGCCUCAUCAUAGCUAUGAAACACUUAAAUGAGGUCUAUGAAGGAGAACCAUUUAACUUCCAGAUGGUCUACAACGAAUUCCAGAAGUUCAUCCAGAGGAAGGCACACUGCAUGUAUAACUUUGAGAAGCCAGUUGUCAUGAAGGCAUUUGAGCACUUGCUGCAGCUGGAGCUGGUGAAGCCCCUGGAGAGACCCGGCGUGCGAGCGCAGCGCGAGUUCCUGCUCAUGAGGCUGCAGCUGGACAACAAGCAGAUCAUGGAUGCCCUGCAGGUGUACCCCAACUGCCCCACGGAUGUCAAGCAGUGGGCAGCCUCCUCCCUCAGCUGGCUCUGA
Messenger RNA from Acanthisitta chloris (rifleman), 1311 nucleotides. RefSeq names its product origin recognition complex, subunit 4 (gene ORC4). Gene Ontology annotation, molecular function: DNA replication origin binding; ATP hydrolysis activity. The record is from RefSeq and is a predicted model, not a curated record. The transcript is spliced from 14 exons. NCBI's taxonomy places the organism in Eukaryota, Metazoa, Chordata, Aves, Passeriformes, Acanthisittidae. Bases 1 to 1311 code for a protein of 436 amino acids. Gene Ontology annotation, cellular component: nucleus; nuclear origin of replication recognition complex. Gene Ontology annotation, biological process: DNA replication; DNA replication initiation.